This is a messenger RNA of Calliphora vicina (urban bluebottle blowfly), 6487 nucleotides long. RefSeq names its product Sno oncogene (gene Snoo). NCBI's taxonomy places the organism in Eukaryota, Metazoa, Arthropoda, Insecta, Diptera, Calliphoridae. Gene Ontology annotation, biological process: negative regulation of BMP signaling pathway. The transcript has 3 exons. Bases 1151 to 6157 code for a protein of 1668 amino acids. Gene Ontology annotation, molecular function: DNA-binding transcription factor activity, RNA polymerase II-specific; RNA polymerase II cis-regulatory region sequence-specific DNA binding; SMAD binding. The record is from RefSeq and is a predicted model, not a curated record. Gene Ontology annotation, cellular component: nucleus.
CACCAUUUAAAAGCUUAUUUUUUAACAUUUUGCUUUAAUGACAUUCUUUGUUUUUCUUUUGUUUUGAUUUUUAAUUUUCCCCCAAUGAGCUUUUACCCAAAUGAGAGCGAGAGAAUUUAGAAUUUUUCUUCGUCGACAAAUUAAAGAGAAAAAAUUGAGCAAGUGGCAAAAUUUAACAUUCGCAAAAUUUUAAUCGAACGUAUGCCGUCGACAUAAAAGCAACGUGCGGAAGCGCAGCGCGUGUGUAUCUGAAAAAUAUAUAGUUGUUUUUUUUAUUAUUAUAUUGUGUACAUGAGUGUUGUUUGUGUAUGAAUUAAAGAAGCUUGACGAUAAAAAAAAUAUUAUAAGAGGAAAAAAAUACAAAAUGUGAAAAAGAAAAAUCGCCAAUAAAAUUAUAAAAAUAAAAUUGUCACGUCAAAUUAAAAAGGCAUAGAUAUGAAUAAGAAAUAGAUUUAUUUCUUUUAAUCAAAAGCAAAAAAUAAGCAAGAUUUAAACAAAAUACAAAUUUGUCACAAAUUGCUGCAAAAAGCAAAAGCACGAAAAAAUAAAAAAGUAAAGAAAAAUUUCAAGAAAAUCGUGAAAAUUUGCUUAUUUUGGUGCUGAAAAUCUAAAAAUAAAGUGAAACAAAAAAAAAUUCUACAAAAAGCAGUGUAAAGUAAAAGGUGCAAACAAAUAGCAGAAGCAAAUUAAAGCAAGAAUCUAAAAAAAAAAUUAAUGCCGACGGCAUAAUAUAAAUGCAAUCAAAAAAAGUGUAAAAAAAUAACAAAGUUAAAGAAAAAUAUUAUUAAACGUGCCAAAUUAUUAAAGAAAAUAAGCAAAAAAAUUAAAAAAAAAUAAAUCUGUAUAAAAAUAGCCCAAAAUAAAAGAAAACGAAAUUUUUGUUAAUAAUUUUAUGGCCUGAAAAAGCAAGAAAAUAAAUUAAAACAUAAAAAUUCUGUUUAUCUUAAAAACAAAACGAAAAAAGCAUAAAAAAUGAAAUUAAUUCAUAAAAUAUUUUUACAAUUUCAACAGAAAUUGACUUAAAAAAGAAACGUUAAAGCAAAAAAUAACUGAAACUGUUCAAAAUAAAAAUAUUUAACGGGAGUUUUUGUUUUCUACAAAACACAACAACCAAGAAAUCAUCAUUCCCCAAAGUGUUUGCUAACUCAACAUGACCGAAUACGUUACCCCCAACAUACACACAGUGUUGAAAAAGUAUCAAACAAGUGCUCCAAAAUCAUUACAAGGCCCAGGUCACUCCCUACACACAACUUCACAAACAGCAGCCUCAGCGAACGCCAACAUAGCGAACUUACAGACACAACAACAACAGCAACAGCAAUCAGCACAACAAACAAACCUAAAUUGUCCGUGUCCACUCGAUGUCAGCCUUAAUAAUGGCCCCUCAUCCCUGGUAUCGGACAUACAUGGAUUGGUUACAAUGCGUAAUAGUCCGUGUGAACUUAUUAAAACGGCUGCCCACUGCCCCUCAAUCAACACAAAUAGUAACUCAACACCUCAGCCACCAUUGUCGUCGUCUACAUCUUCAUUGUCAGUCGCUACAAAUGUCGCUGCAUCUAAUGCCGCCGCUGUCGCCGCCGCAGCAGCCACAAAUAUUAAUCCUGCCUUGCCUCUUAUAAAAAAAGAAAUAAUGUCAUCGCCAGAACCUGCUCUAGCCAAUACACAUGAUCUCCCAGCUGAAAAUCCCUUACAGCAAACGGCGCCCACUAUUAUACCGCCACCCUCCAUCAAAAUAAUGCCUCCCCCACCGCCCGAAGUCUCACAGCCUAUAUUAUCGGCUGCCGACUCGGGUUCGGGAGAAUUGUAUGAAACCCGCCUAGAAGGCAAGACCAUAGGCUGCUUUUCUCUGGGCGGUGAGAUGCGUUUGUGUUUGCCCCAGUUUCUCAACAAUGUUCUGGCUGAAUUUUCAUUGGAACAAAUCAAUCGUAGUUUCGAUGAUUUGGGCAUUUUUUGCUCCCAGUGCACUCCCGAUCAGUUAAUGGAAUUUAAGGCUGCUAAAAUAUUGCCUUCCGAUGUCAAGUCGAGCGGUCUAAUAACACGCACCGAUGCCGAACGCCUGUGCGCCAUACUCUUGCACCGUUCCGAUCGCAAUAGUUAUAUUAAUGUAGAGGAUAUACCCAAGGGCGCCAUUUCAUUUAAGGUGUAUCAUCGUUGUUUUGGAAAAUGUGAAGGUAUUUGCACACCGGACAUGUAUUCGUAUCAGAAGCCCACUUGUAUUAUGUGUCUUGAGUGUAAGGGUUGGUUUUCGCCCCAAAAAUUCGUUGGACAUGUCCAUCGCAAAGUGGAGAAUCGCACUUGUCAUUGGGGUUUUGAUUCGCGCAAUUGGCAUGAUUAUUUACAUGUCGCUCUGGAUGUGGAGAAUCGUGAGAAAUAUCAAAAGAUAUUGGAUGAACUGAAGGAGGUGGAGAUGAAGGAACAACUGAAGGCUCAACAGGAGAUUAAUUAUUUGAAAAGAAAGGCCGAAAUGCAUAUGGACCAUUCGAUAUUAGUGCCAUCUAUGGGUCUAGGACCGCCACCACCUCAUCAACCCCUACCACCUAGCGUUGUCAAGCAUCGUGGCGACCAGCUGGACAUUCCAACGUCGAAGAAAUCCAAAGGCCUCGACGAAGCGUCAGCAUAUCAAUUGGAGUAUCAGCACUAUCAGUCGUUAAUGUAUGCCCACUGUGCCCAGCAGCAAAGAAUGGUGGCGGCUGGUCAAAUGUCGGCGUUUCGACCGUGGCCUCAGCCCAAAACUUUCAUGCAUGCCGCGUACAAUGCAGCGGCAGUGGCAGCUUUAUCUACACUUCCUUAUCUGAGUCAGGAACCGCCAGUGCUGCAAAAUCCCGAACGUGUGGUACGCUCCACGGAUCGUGAGCGUUUCGAGCGAACGUAUCAGCCAAAUGUGGCGUUGGCGCCCAGAAAGACACAUCUCUCGCAGGAGCGUGAAAAGGAACAAAGAGAACUGAGAGAACGAGAGCGAAUAGAAAAGGAGAGGGAACGUGAAAUGGAAAGAAUAAGAGAGCUCGAGCGAUCGAGAGAACGGGAAAGGGAAUUUGAGCGCUCGAGAGAACGGGAAAGGGAAUUUGAGCGAUCGAGAGAACGGGAAAGGGAAUUUGAGCGUGAACGGGAAAUGAGAGAGAGGGAAAUGAAAAAGAAGUUGCAGGUCCAACAACAGCAGCAGCAGCAACAAAUUAAACAACAACCUUUAGUAACGGGUUUAUGUGAAGGUGAAAUACAAAUAAAACAAGAAAGGGCGCCCACACCCUGCGAAAUGUCUCCCACACCCCCGCCCCUUAGCAAUCACAGCGAAGAGGACCGACGCAGUUGUAAUGGUCCUUUGAUGGAAAGUGAAGCUCCCGCAACGCCUUUAGUCUCCCCCAUGGCCUUAAGUCGACACAAAACCUUGCCCCCAACACACCUCAGCCACAUGGAACUGCAAACUCGACGUCUUUCCCUGCAAAACUCCAAUUCUUCCGCUGCUUCGGCCUCUUCGUCAUCAUCAUCAUCUGCCACCUCAACAACACCCACAAAUUUAACAUCCUCCACCACACCACCCCAAUCACAGCUACAACAACAACCAUUAAUACCUGCCCAAAAAUUACAACAACAGCAACUACAUCAUCAACAUCCAGCACCACCAUCAGCCACACACCUACAACGAAUACCAAGUCAUCAUGGAGCUGUGCAUGGACCCCAGCCAUAUAUAAGACAAUCUCCCUCACCACAUGCUCAUUGCAACAGUGCCAGCUGUAAUAAUCCUCGAAGUCCCGAGGAAUUUGGUGGUUCAAACGAAAUCACAUCGUCAACAUCGCCUUUGCCACAAACCCAGCAACAGCAGCAACAUGCACAAACAAUUAUUGCCACUGUAAAUCAUCACAAUAAAUUGUUGCCAAAUUGUGUGGCAUAUGGUGCUAACAGCAAUCACAACAGCAGCAGUGGCCAACAACAACAACAGCAGCACAAUGAUCUGACUGGACGUAUACGCAUUAGCAAAAAUUUAAUUAAUCAAAAUAAUAUAAUGCGAACUCCCACACCACCACCUCAUCCACUACCCUCAGUUACAAAUCCCACACAUCAGCAUCCCUCUCAUCAUCUUCCUCAUCAUCAACAGCAGCAGCAUCAGCAACAACAGCCACAUCACAAUCAACAUCCGCAGGCUGGACUUCAAAUCCAGCAAACAGUGACGGCAGCUCAAAAUCAUCAGCAACAAUAUGAUUACUAUAAACAAAAUCAAAGAUAUUAUCAACAACAACAUCAGCAACCAUUGACGCCACAACAACAACAACAGCAGCAACGUAAUCAUAACCCACAAACACUAACAGCAAAUCUUAAUCAUCAACAACAACAUCAGCAGCAGCAACAACAACAUUCACCAUCACAGUCUUCCAAUGCAAAUACGCCAACAGGCCUUAAUUUAACCACAAAUUUGACGGCGGCCUCUAAUCCAACAACAACUACAACAAAAGCAGCAGCACCAGCAGCAGUUUCCAAUGCUGCAACUCUACAAAAUCAUGACAAGCCUCAUUUGCGCACACCGCAGGCCUUUAUGAAUCAACAUCAACAUCAUUUGCAGAAUGGUCGUACGGCCACCACCACCACCAUGAACAGUGAAUUUGAAUUGUCCACAGAUACCGAUGACGAAAGUGUCAACGAUGGCGAAGCCGAUAGCAGCAACACGCUGACACCCUGGGAGUUGGCCAUCGAAACAUUACGUGACUCACGACCCAAAGACAGAGAACGUUUGCUCAAUAUGCUGCAAAGAAUUUUAAAUGAAAAUCAACAUUAUCGCUUGCAAAAUCAACAGCUAAAAGAACUAAUUGAAGUGCGCAACGAACAAAUUGCCAAACUGCAAACGGAAUUGCAACACUGUCAACGUCAGUUGGAAAGCUUGCAAAUUAGCCCCAUGCCGGCGGCUGUAAAUGGCAGUGGUGGCCUGGGUAACGGUUUAAUAACCAAAGCAUUGCGAAAGGAAUGCGACGAUCAAAUGCUACUAAGAGUGCCUCUGAAAAAGUCUCAGCGACGAGAGCCAGAAAUCUACGAGCGCGAAUUGAGGGAGAAAGAGCUAAGGGAAAGUGAGGAAAGAGCUCAAAGGCAAUGUGAUGAGAGGAUACAGUAUAAUUUGAGUCAAAUCAAACGGGAGUUAAGUGAGUCCAUGGAGGAGGAUGACAAUGAGGAGGAUAAUGAAUCGAGCACCACCACGCUGGAGCAGAGAUCACCAAACGAGAGUUCUCAGCACAAUGUGGAAAGUACACAGCCCGAACAUGGCCAGCAGCAGAGUGAAGCCUCUUCGGAAUCCGAACAAGAGGAUGAAGACAAUGAGGAUGAACAGGGCGAUCAGCGUAUGUCUUCCAUACAAAAUCAAAAACGAUCUCAAGGUGAUGAUGGAGAGGAGGAGGAGAAGGCGGAGGAAAAUCAUCAUAAAUUAGAAAAGGCAAACAAUCAAAAAGACUUGCUGCAAGACACGCAACCAAUGGCCAAUGAUAGGCAAACGGCCGAAGAGUCCGAACAAGAAGACGAAGAACAAGAACGUGAAUGUGGCGAUGAACAGGAUGACAACGAUGACGAUGAGGAAAUGGAUGAAGAUGAAGAGGACGACGAAGAGGAGGAGCGUGUACAAGCACCGCAUACGAAUGCUCUCUCCACACCACCCACUGCUACCACACCCCUAUCACCCGAUUCUGCUGCCACUGCUGGUCAGUUAUUCGAUAGCAGCAAUAGUAGUGAUGAGUCCUCCAUGAAAAAAGCUCAAAUGUCAGCCUCUAAUGCUUUAGCCAAAAUGAAUUCGGAAACAAAUGAUGCAGAUGAUGAUGACGAGGACGACGACGAAGAUGCAGAUGAUGAUGGUAAUGACAAUGACAACCAUGCAGACCAUGAUGAAGACAACCAGGGAGAACACAAUCAAUCAGAUAAUGAAGACAGCCAAUCACAUAAUGAUCAGAGCGAUAACGAUAACUCCGAAGCGGAAGAAGAGCAAACACACAAACCACGGCAUUUUAGAGUAGACAAAGUGUCAACAACAGCGGCAACACCAACAACCAACACAAACAUUAUAAAUACUUCCAUACAUCAAACGACAACGCCUCCUAACACUACCACGGUUGUGUUGGCUACCAAGGCCAGCAAAAAAUUAACUCCAACAACGAAUAAUGAUAUAAUAAUCAAACAGGAAUAUCUAUAAUUAAGAAUUUUUCGAUCCUCGCCACCAACCCCCCAACUCCCACUCCUACGCAAAAUUAGUAAAUAAUUAACAAAGAAAAUUUAAAACAAAAAUAAAAAUAAAAAACAUUGUAAAAUUAUAAAAAACAAAAAAUUAAAUGUGCCGAUUAAAAAAUUAGAGUUUAAGACAAAAAAAUUAAAAACAAACUUGCAAAAAAAUAGCUUUUAUUUCAAGGCACUUUUUGUUAAAAGAAAAAAAUUAUAUCCCCUUCUACAAAACCAUCAAAUUUCCAACAAAUCUAAAAAGCUUUUUUGGGAAGGAAAAGACACAUUGUUUUUUUUCAAAUUUUUA